Sapajus apella (tufted capuchin) is the source of this 1119-nucleotide messenger RNA. It is a transcript of the gene TM4SF4, whose product is annotated as transmembrane 4 L six family member 4. The record is from RefSeq and is a predicted model, not a curated record. Gene Ontology annotation, cellular component: membrane. Bases 308 to 916 code for a protein of 202 amino acids. The transcript is spliced from 5 exons. NCBI's taxonomy places the organism in Eukaryota, Metazoa, Chordata, Mammalia, Primates, Cebidae.
UGGCAAAAUGAUUGAAUGAUUGCUCUGAACGUAAUCUCAUUAAUGGGGGUGCAAAAAAAAAAAAAAAAAAAAGCACUUCCCAGGUCAGGGAGAAUGUAUAAAUGUCCAUUGCCAUCAAGGUUCUGCUAUUUUUGAAAAGCUGACGCGACUCCAAGGACACAGUUCACAGAAAUUUGGUUCUCAGCCCCAAAAUACUGAUUGAAUUGGGGACAAUUCCAAGGACUCUCUGGCCAAAACCCGUGAAGAGGCCCCAAGAAGAAAGCAGUGAGGAGCUUUUGAUUGCUGACCUGUAUCAUACCACCCCAGCAUGUGCACUGGGGGCUGUGCCAGAUGCCUGGGGGGCACCCUCAUUCCCCUUGCUUUAUUUGGCUUCCUGGCUAACAUCCUGUUAUUUUUUCCUGGAGGAAAAGUGAUAGAUGACAACGACCACCUUUCCCAAGAGAUCUGGUUUUUUGGAGGAAUAUUAGGAAACGGUGUCUUGAUGAUCUUCCCGGCACUGGUGUUCUUGGGCCUGAAGAACAAUGACUGCUGUGGGUGCUGCGGCAACCAGGGCUGCGGGAAGCGGUUUGCGAUGUUUACCUCCACAAUAUUUGCUGUGGUUGGAUUCUUGGGAGCUGGAUACUCAUUUAUCAUCUCAGCCGUUUCAAUCAACAAGGGCCCUAAAUGCCUCAUGGCCAAUAGUACUUGGGGCUACCCCUUCCACGAUGGGGAUUAUCUGAAUGAUGAAGCCUUAUGGAACAAGUGCCAACAGCCUCUCAAUGUGGUUCCCUGGAAUCUGACCCUCUUCUCCAUCCUGCUGGUCGUAGGAGGAAUCCAGAUGGUUCUCUGUGCCAUCCAGGUGGUUAAUGGCCUCCUGGGGACCCUCUGUGGAGACUGCCAGUGUUGCGGCUGCUGUGGGGGAGAUGGACCUGUUUAAACCUCUGAGAUGAGCUGCUCAAACUCUACAGCAUGAUGACUACAAUUUCUUUCCAUAAAACUUAUUCUUCUCUUCUUGGGAUUGUUAAUUCCUAUCUGCUUCCUAGCUGACAGAGCUUAGAAAAGGCAGUUAUUCCUUCUUUCCAACCAGCUUUGCUUGAAGAAUUUUGUUAUUUUCAAAUAAAAAAUAGUUUGGUCAUUUAA